UGAAGAAGAGCAGGCAGUGAACUCGUUUCGGGAGGUUUUGUUUGCUAGGGACUUGCUACUAGUCAAGCAUGAUAAUUACCACACGAUGCUUAGAUUUUUAAAAGCGAGGAAGUUCGAUUUUGAAAAAGCAGCACAGAUGUGGGCGAACAUGCUGCAGUGGAGAAAGGAGUUCGGUACAGACACAAUUUUUGAAGAUUUUGAAUUUCAUGAACUAGAGGAGGUCCUGCAAUAUUAUCCUCAUGGUUACCAUGGGGUUGACAAGGAAGGAAGGCCUGUCUACAUUGAGUUGCUUGGGAAAGUUGAACCCAACAAGCUUAUACAAAUCACAACAGUUGAGCGCUAUAUUAAGUAUCAUGUACAUGAGUUUGAGAGAGCUUUCCGGGAGCAAUUCCCCGCAUGCUCAAUUUCUGCCAAAAGACAUAGAUACUACAACGACGAUAUUGGAUGUCCACGGUGUGGGCUGCAAAAACUUUAGCAAGAUUGCAAGGGAUUUGGUGCGUUGUAUGCAAAAAAAUAGAUGGUGACUAUUAUCCUGAGGUUAGCCUCAGUAUAGAGAUGAUUGAAUGUAG
This is a messenger RNA of Zea mays, 569 nucleotides long. Its product is annotated as phosphatidylinositol/phosphatidylcholine transfer protein SFH6. The coding region runs from base 86 to 475 and encodes 129 amino acids. The transcript has 4 exons. The record is from RefSeq and is a predicted model, not a curated record. NCBI's taxonomy places the organism in Eukaryota, Viridiplantae, Streptophyta, Magnoliopsida, Poales, Poaceae.